Messenger RNA from Cucurbita maxima (winter squash), 638 nucleotides. RefSeq names its product protein translation factor SUI1 homolog 2-like. Gene Ontology annotation, molecular function: RNA binding; translation initiation factor activity. The record is from RefSeq and is a predicted model, not a curated record. The transcript has 2 exons. Gene Ontology annotation, biological process: translational initiation. Bases 179 to 517 code for a protein of 112 amino acids. NCBI's taxonomy places the organism in Eukaryota, Viridiplantae, Streptophyta, Magnoliopsida, Cucurbitales, Cucurbitaceae.
CUGGAUUCUGUCUUCUGUGUUUGUCUUUUUGCUACUUCGAUUUGUGGUUUAUGCUUAUUUGAUUUGAUGAUUUGAUGAUCGUUGGGAGAUUUCUGUUUGGAUUGGAUUUUAGUUUGUAUCGGCCGGAUUCUCGUCUUGCUUGAUUGUGGGUGUUCGAGUUUUGAUCGAAACAAGGUUGAUGGUUGAAAUAGACGUCCAAAUCCCAUCCGCUUACGAUCCAUUCGCAGACGCCAAGGAUUCCGAUGCCCCGGGAGGCAAAGAGUAUGUUCAUAUCCGCGUGCAGCAGAGAAAUGGCAAGAAGUGCUUGACAACAGUCCAGGGUCUGAAGAAGGAUUUCAGCUACGAGAAGAUCCUCAAAGACGUGAAGAAGGAGUUCUGUUGUAAUGGUAACGUCGUCCAAGACAAAGAACUGGGGAAGAUAAUUCAGCUUCAAGGCGAUCAGCGCAAGAACGUGUCUCAGUUCCUGGUUCAGGCUGGGAUUGUGAAGAAGGAUCAGAUCAAGAUCCAUGGAUUUUAAGCAACUUGUUUUAUAGUUCAUCGAAUUGAAUCUGUUUCUGUGUUCUAUUAUUUUGAAUGGAUCUUGUGAUGGCGGUCUGUGAUGACAACUUGUUAGCAAUAAAAUGUUUGAUUCUGGGCAA